Drosophila miranda is the source of this 1134-nucleotide messenger RNA. RefSeq names its product dentin sialophosphoprotein-like. The transcript is spliced from 2 exons. The record is from RefSeq and is a predicted model, not a curated record. Bases 119 to 1054 code for a protein of 311 amino acids. NCBI's taxonomy places the organism in Eukaryota, Metazoa, Arthropoda, Insecta, Diptera, Drosophilidae.
UGUGGCACUUUCCGUUGAGGCGUCACACUAUUUUGGCAGGUCGACAGGGAUCCGGGAAAUCAUUUACGUUCGUUUUCGAAAGCAUUAAACACAUACCAAAACAAAAACACGUGCAGUCAUGUCUGACUUCAAUGACGAUCUGUUACCCGGCCUAACCGAGAAUGAUCGAUUCAACAGGCAGUACCACCGCCUGCUGUUGCGGGCCGUCAUGAAUGUGGACAUGGAGAUAGCCAUACCGAGGGCCACCCCGGAAGUCAUUGCUUCUCUGACAUAUCGCAAGGUUCGGGAAUCGGAGCUGGUGGGCGUUGACCCGAAGUGCUCCGUGUGCAUGGAGUCCCUUCAGGCUGGUGAGAUGUUGAAGAGCAUGCCGUGCAAGCACGAAUUCCACGCUCAGUGCCUCAUACGGUGGCUGAAGGAGUCCAACUCGUGCCCCUUGUGUCGCUUCCAGCUAAAAUUCCAAGACUUGACCUUUACAAGAGUGACCCACGGGCCCCUGGUACAGGUCAGCCCCCUAGUCCACGUCUACGGGCCCUUCCGCCGCGAAGAGCAGGGGUCCCUCCGUCGCAGCCUGAACGGGCCCUACAGUCGCAGCCAGACCGGGUCCAGCCGCCGCAGUCAGGACGGAUCUAGGCACCGCUUCCCGGACGAGUCCAACAGCAGUGACCAAGACGACUCCGACAGUAGUGACGAGGAACAGUCCGGCCGCAGUGACCAGGACGUCUCAAACCCCAAUGGCCAGGUCGGCUCUAACCCCAGUGGCCAGGCCGACUCCAGCCGCAGUAACCAGGCCGACUCUAACCGCAGUGAGCUGGACAGCUCCAACCGCAGUGACCAGGACGACUCCAGCCGCAGUGAUGAGGACGACUCCGGCCGCAGUGGCCAUGACGACUGCAGCCGCAGUGACCAGGGCGAUACCAACCGCAGUGACCAGGACGACUCCAGCCGCAGUGACCAGGCCGACUCUAACCUCAAUGUCCACGCCGACUCUAACCCCAAUGACCAGGCCGACUCUAACCCCAAUGACCAGGCCGACUCGGGCCCCCGCUUUUAUUAGACUGAGUUGCAUUCGUUGUCAUUUUGUAUGUGAGAAAUUUCAUGUUGAAUAACGUUGAAAUACUAUACAGGCAAAUAUGC